Messenger RNA from Solanum tuberosum (potato), 1490 nucleotides. Its product is annotated as transducin beta-like protein 2. Gene Ontology annotation, molecular function: protein binding. Lineage: Eukaryota; Viridiplantae; Streptophyta; Magnoliopsida; Solanales; Solanaceae. The annotation marks the transcript as partial. The record is from RefSeq and is a predicted model, not a curated record. The transcript is spliced from 9 exons.
AAAGUGACUUUUGGUACUGUCUAUUUGCAGGAUGCAAACAAAAGGCAUCACCCACUGGACUUGAAUACUCUAAAGGGUCAUGGGGAUAUUGUCACAGGAGUUUGCUUCUUACCCAAUGCACAGUCUUUGGCAACUGCUUGUGCUGACGGCGUUGUUAGGAUCUUCAAGUUGGAUGAUGCUUUGAGCAAAAGCUUUAAGUUUCUGAGAAUUAAUUUGCCUGCUGGAGGUCAUCCGAUUGCAGUUGCAGUUGCUGAUGAAGCUUCCUCGGUUGCAGUGGCAUGCCAUGCUCUUUUUGGUUCUUCCUUGUACAUGUAUGGUGAAGAGAAACCUAAAGCAGAUGCUGAUUCCAAACAGGCCAAGCUUCCUCUUCCACAAAUCAAAUGGGAACAGCAUAAAGUUCAUGACAAGAGAGCAAUCCUAACUCUAGUUGGUACCAAGGCAACUUAUGGUACUGCUGAUGGGAGUACCAUCAUUGUUUCAUGUUCUGAAGGUACUGAUAUUGUGCUUUUUCACGGAAAAAGUGGCAAGAUUGUUGGAAACGUCGAUACUAAUCAACUCAAAAACAACAUGGCUACUAUAUCUCCCAAUGGACGUUUUAUAGCUGCCGCAGCUUUUACCGCUGAUGUCAAGGUUUGGGAGAUUGUGUACUCGAAGGAUGGUACUGUAAAGGAGGUUUCAAGGAUUAUGGAGCUCAAGGGGCAUAAGAGUGCAGUGACGUGGCUAUGCUUUAGCCCGAAUUCUGAACAAAUAAUCACUGCAUCGAAGGAUGGUACAAUCAGAAUGUGGAAUAUUAAUGUGCGCUAUCACCUUUCUGAGGACCCUAAGACAUUAAAGGUGUUCCCUAUUCCCCUUAAAGAUGCAAGUGGUACAACUUUACACUAUGAUCGUUUAUGUGUAUCCCCUGAUGGAAAGAUAUUGGCCACCACUCAUGGUUCAAUGAUGCAAUGGCUAUGUAUGGAGACUGGGAAGGUUCUGGAAACAGCUGAAAAAGCACAUGAUGGUGAUAUCACUGACAUGGCAUGGUCGCCUUCUCCGAUUCCAAUGGGUGACAAGCAAGUUCUGGUGUUGGCCACAGCCAGUGUCGAUAAGAAAGUGAAGUUGUGGGCAGCUCCAUCCCUGAAUGCAUCAUGAAUGAGCGACGGAACCUUUCCCCAUGAAUGACACAAGUAUUUGAUGUCUCGACCAGUUUUUUGAACUAAUAGAUCAUAGGGGGGACUGACGAUCAGAAGAGGAGAAUACAGCCGAAGUUAGAGGAUUGAGUGCUUACAUCUUUUGAGGGCUUUUGUUAUUCAAAGAUUAGACUUAACCAGAAUGUGGUAAAGCUAGAGAAAUUUUUUGAUGUUUAAUUUGAUGUUAUAUUAUUAUAUACAUGGGUGGUAGUUUUCUCUAUCGAGUUCUGAGGAAUGGUGUGGUGUUACUGAUCUAUUUUAGAGCUUAGAACUGGUAAAGGGUACUUUUUUCUGUUUCAAGUUAAAAAAGAAAAUUAUAUA